Molecule: messenger RNA, 834 nt
Organism: Drosophila subobscura
Lineage: Eukaryota; Metazoa; Arthropoda; Insecta; Diptera; Drosophilidae
Product: very low-density lipoprotein receptor-like
Exons: 2
Coding region: 1-819 (272 amino acids)
Cellular component (GO): plasma membrane
Molecular function (GO): protein binding
Source: RefSeq, a predicted model, not a curated record
AUGAGAAUAUUCACAGACCCUGGUGUGUGCGACAACACUUCAGACUGGUUCCAUUGCUGGGAGAGCAACGUCGGAGAGGGUACCUGCACGGGAGAGCCGAACAGCGCCUGGAUACGCAACACUCAAGUGUGCAACGGGCUGGCGGACUGUCCGAAUGGCGAGGAUGAGUCUAUUUUAGAGUGCAAACACGAGCCGAGACUAUCGCAUAACUCGUAUUUCUACUGUGCCACUGGAGCGGCGAUCGAAAUGAAACAGAAGUGUGACGGAGAAGUCGACUGCAGCGACGGAUCGGAUGAAAUGCACACGAUGUGUCAGCCCGGAAAGCAGAUUAAUCGUCGAGGAAAUUGUGAAGGGCAUGGGUCGUUCGAGUGCCGACCAGGAGAGUGUGUCCGUGAGAUCGGUCUGUGCGACGGAAAAUACGACUGUUCCAAUGGCUUCGAUGAGUCCCUGGAAGUCUGCUACCAGCAGUGGCACAACGAGACGCAGUUCCAAUGCGGCAAUGGCCGACUCAUAUCCACUGAACGGAUCUGCAAUGGCAUCUACGACUGCAUCGACGGUGCGGAUGAGCUGGCAAAUGUUUGCGAUAAGGAGACAGACCCAAAGAAAUGCCAGGAGCCACGAGCACCGCUCUCCUUCACACUAGACACCAAAUAUCAUCGUGGCAUCAAUGGCACAAAAUAUGUUUUGCCUCUCGAAGUGGUGAAGGUGCAGUGCAUACCCACGAAAAGAUUAACUGCCACGAGCUCCGAGUGGAAUGUCUGCGGUGCGAGUGGUAAAUGGGCAAACCGUUGGCCAAAGUGCAAAAAAGCGAGAUAUUAGGCAUAAAGCAUCUUU